Molecule: messenger RNA, 291 nt
Organism: Staurois parvus
Lineage: Eukaryota; Metazoa; Chordata; Amphibia; Anura; Ranidae
Source: the annotation of a GenBank genome assembly
CUGGCGGCACUGCUGGGCACUGGUGGGUGGCACUUCUGGGCACAGGUGGGUGGCACUGCUGGGCACAGGUGGGUGGCACUGCUGGGUGGCACAGGUGGUUGCACUGUUGGGCACAGGUGGGUGCAUUGCUGGGCACAAGUGGGCGGAACUGGUGGGUGGCACUGCUGGGCACCGAUCAUCAGGGCACUGAUCAUCGGUGCCGAUCCCUGCUCUAACAACUGCUGGUUCUUGGCAGGACUUUCCUCACGAUCUGACAGCUUGAGGAAAGUGCAGCCGAGAACCGGCAACUGC